AUGCACACCCACGCUCUGCUGUCGGCAGCUUGCUGCCUGGCCCUGCCAUGCGCCAGUGCGCUACACCUCCGUGAGCCUCGCGACGCCUCGCCCCGGGUGGUCAAGUUCGACCUGCAGCGCAAUGAAAUUAGAGACAAGGUGGCACACGACCGGAACAGGCUCAGCAGACGGGCUGACACGGUGAGCACCAAGAUCGACAAUGAAGGGCUGCUCUAUACUCUCAACAUCUCCAUCGGGACGCCGCCUCAGGGUUUCAUGGUCGCCGUCGACACCGGGAGCAGUGACCUGUGGGUCAACGCGGCGAAUUCGAGCCUGUGCGAGCGCAGAUCCAAGCCGUGCGACGCAACCGGCACCUACAGCGCCAACAGCUCAUCAACAUACAACUACGUGGGCGGCUGGUUCAACGUAUCGUACGUCGACGGCUCGGGGGCGGCGGGUGACUAUGUCACAGACACGCUCCGCUUCGGCGGCGAGACGGUCGAGGACUUUCAGUUUGGCGUCGGCUACGACAGCUCCUCCGACCAGGGCAUCAUGGGCAUUGGCUAUCCCGCGGACGAGGCCCAGGUUACGGACGCAGACCAGCGCACCUACCGAAACCUCCCCGCACAGCUGGUCCACAACGGCGUGAUCCAGUCCAGCGCCUACAGCCUGUGGCUCAACGAUCUCGACUCCAGCACCGGCAGCCUCCUGUUUGGUGGCGUCGACCACUCUCGGUACACGGGCGACCUCGUCACCGUGCCGAUCCUGCGCCCCGAGAGCAGUUCGUACAGCUCCUUCUACGUCGCCCUGACGGGUGUGCAGCUUGGCGACAACGAAAUCUCGCAGAAGGGGGGUCCAGAGGUCGCUGUGGUCCUCGACUCGGGGACGUCCUUUACGUACCUGCCCGAGAGCAUGGUGGCCUCCAUAUACGAGGCCGUCGGAGCCGAGUACAGUGCCACCGAGGGCGUGGCGUUUGUGCCGUGCUCCUUGGCCGACGAGCAGGCCAAAGUGACCUUUUACUUUGAGUCGCCGGCGCGCAUCGACGUGGCCAUGAGCGAGCUCGUGCUCGACGUCGGGGAACCGGGCGGACUAGGCGGGGCGGAGGUGUGCCUCUUUGGCAUCGUGCCUUCGCUGGGCUCGGGCUCGCUGUCUCUUCUCGGCGACACCUUUCUGCGCAGCGCGUACGUCGUGUUUGACCUGGACAAUAAUGAAAUCUCCCUCGCGCAGAGCAACUUUAAAGCCAAAAAGUCUGAGAUUGCUGAGAUUGGCACGGGGGACGACGCGGUCCCCUCGGCGACUGACGCUGACGGCAGCGACGCGACGUCUGCGGGACCUUCGAGCACCGACACGGGCAGUGAUGAGGACGACGGUGUUGGCAUGUUACAACCUGGCAUGGGCGGCGUUCUUGCGAGCUUGGGCCUUGCUGGUCUGGGCCUGUUGCUCUAG
Messenger RNA from Emericellopsis cladophorae, 1425 nucleotides. RefSeq names its product Eukaryotic aspartyl protease. Gene Ontology annotation, biological process: proteolysis. NCBI's taxonomy places the organism in Eukaryota, Fungi, Ascomycota, Sordariomycetes, Hypocreales, Bionectriaceae. Gene Ontology annotation, molecular function: aspartic-type endopeptidase activity. The record is from RefSeq and is a predicted model, not a curated record. Bases 1 to 1425 code for a protein of 474 amino acids. The transcript is spliced from 2 exons.